Messenger RNA from Naegleria lovaniensis, 9651 nucleotides. RefSeq lists its product as uncharacterized. Lineage: Eukaryota; Heterolobosea; Eutetramitea; Acrasida; Naegleriidae. The transcript has a single exon. The coding region runs from base 1 to 9651 and encodes 3216 amino acids. The record is from RefSeq and is a predicted model, not a curated record. Gene Ontology annotation, cellular component: extrinsic component of membrane. Gene Ontology annotation, biological process: protein retention in Golgi apparatus; protein targeting to vacuole.
AUGGUGAUCGAGGACUUGGUUUCACGGAUUAUGGUCCCGUAUCUCCAACAAUACGUGGACAAUUUUGAUAAAAAGAAUUUAAAUAUUGCUGUUCUGAAAGGCGUUGCAUCGUUGAAGGAUGUAAAACUAAAGGAAUAUGCCCUGGAUAAUAUUUCCGAUACAAUUCCCUUUUAUAUAUCGUUUAGUCAUAUAUCGUUACUAGAAUUUGAUGUACCAUACACGAGUUUAAAUGCCAAAUCAGUGGUUUGCAGUUUGAAGGAUGUAUAUAUAGUUCUCCGACCAAAGAUGAAACGACCCUAUAAUCAAGAAGAAGAAAAACAAAGACAACGAGAAUUAAAAAAGCAUCUUCUCGACCAGUUUGAAAAGCAACAACUUGAAAAGGAAAAGCAAAAAGACAACCCAGAAAAGACUGAAGAGGGUUUUUUUGACAAGUUGAUCGAAACAGUUUUGAAUAAUUUGAAGAUCAAACUUGAAAACAUUCAUAUCCAAUAUCAAGACGAUGAUAAUUGUGUGGCUGGCUUCUCUUUAGAGAGUAUGGAAGUGAAUUCUACAGAUUCAAACUUUGAGAAGAAAUUCCAAAAAAAUUUAGGAGAACUGACGUACAAACUGUUGACAAUGCAAAAACUAGCAAUAUAUUUAAAUCCAUGGACUGAAGAAGAAAAGGUUGUAAAUAAUUGUAUUCAGAAUAGAAUGAGCGAUCAAGAGAUCAUUCAGAAAAUUAAUGCAAUACAAAACAGAGUGUAUCUAUUGAAGCCAGUGGAUGGCUGUUUAAAACUUACCAUGCAAAAACUUUCGGCAUCUGGAAUAGAUUUAAACAAGCCACAAUUUAAUGCAGUUUUUGAGUUUAUGAAUGACAUUCAAAUGUGCUUAAGCCAGAACCAAUAUAACUCAAUAUUUAAAAUUGUGGAGUAUUUGACGAACUACUCGGUACAAAGUCAGUACAGACACUUUAGACCAAACAAUUUUGAUCCCCUCGCAUACUGGAAAUAUGCUAUCAAUUGUGUGACGCAUCAAAAAAGACAAGAAAGAAUGAGCAAAAUUUAUGAGCAAACUGUUGCCGACACCUGUAGAGAAUAUGUCAGAGUCUACAAGAUCAUUGUAAAGGUUCCAUGGGUCCAACACAAGGCAACUCCAAAUGAUGUACAUAUAUUCAAGAAAAUUGAGGAAGAGAGGUCCAUUCAAGAAAUUCUAUAUUUCAGAAAAUGUGCUCACAAAGAGAUUAACCAAGAGGCAAAAAACUUUGAAGAAAAUAAGAAGCGGAAAAGCAGUUGGUUUUCGGCUGAAAAGCUACAGGAGAAGGCAAUCGAGCUCUCCGAUAAGGUGAAAGAAGAAUUGUACAAAUCAAUUGGAUUUGAAGAAUCUGCUCCUGUAGUUGUACCAGAUGAUUAUGUGAAAGUGCAAGUGCAUGUAGAUUUGGCAAAGCUUUCCUUCCUUGUAUAUCAUGAGAAGAGUGACCUCAUGGAGCUUGUUGUCGAUAGAUUUGUGUCUGAUAUCCAAGUGCUUCCACAUAAGGCGUUCAGAGUUUGUGCUUCAAUGGGAAAUUUCACUCUUUAUGAUAGAUUCUCUGGUACUCUUUAUCCUGAGUUCAUUACCAAGUCUAAACGAUGGUCAGAGGCUGCCUCUUCUAAUUUACUUUCAAUGUUUUUGGAAAGGCGUUCACCAAUAGAGAAAAAAGAAAAUGAGAGUGAUAUCAAUUUUUCACUUAAUUUAGAUCAGAUAGACAUUGUAGUCAAUUUUGAAUUUUUCCAAAGAAUAUUAAGCUUCCUUUAUUUCGACAGUGUAAAUAUUAAGAGAUUAGAGAAGGAAGCAAAAAGGCAAAUCAAAAAAGUGUCAAAGAUGGCAAAAAAAGAAAUCAAAGAAGUAUUGAUGCAAGACGAUACGACCGUAGACUUGUCAUUGAACAUUAAGGCACCGCAAUUAAUCAUACCAUGGAGCGUUUCGGAUCCAAAUACUCGAUUCCUCCUUGUUGAUUUUGGUAUGUUCACUUUGAAGAAGGACACCAGUGUACCAUUAAGAGAAAAAUUUGAUAUCAACAUGGAAAAUAUGGAAAUUAUUGUUCCAUUUGAUAUUAACGCGGUUGGAUAUUUGUCUAACGAGCAACACAUUGGCAAAUAUGAUGUCAUUUUGGAAAAGGCAUCAUUUUCUGCAAGUGCCAUGAAAUACAAGUCAGACACCGCCGAAGAAAAGGUCCAAGUCAUUGUCAAUGUACCAUGCAUCAAUUUUGUUCUAUCCAAAGAGAGUAUGCUUGCAGUGGCAGUAUUAACACAACAGAUUGCAGAAUUUAAACAGAAUCCAACCGGAACAAAGCAAAAAAUCAAUGAUCUAAAAAUAAUGGGAUCACUAAUGGUCAACCAUGAUGACUCUGGAUUCGCACCAUUCUUUGUAGAAGUGAGUUCCACCAAGAAGAUAUUCUUUUAUUCAGAUGAAAGCAAAAAAUAUUUGAAGAUUAUUGCUCACCUUAAUAGCCAUUCGAAAGUAUGGAAGUCAGACAAGUAUGAGAAUACUUUUUGUUUAAUGCUACCUCAAAAGAAAGGCUAUCAGACCAAAUAUAUCUAUCUACAGUGUUCGUCAGAAGAUGAGAUGGAAAAAUGGGUCACUACCCUAACCAUGUUUAUUUAUUCAUUCAACACUCACUUCUUUGUGGAUGACUUUGCUGAUAUUUUGAAAGAAGUAAGCUUUUCUGACGAUGAAGAGGAGGAAGAAGAACAAAAAGAAGGAGUUUUAAUUGCUAUCCGUUUCAAUCUGAGCAGCUUUAUUUUAUCCCUCUCUCAUCACGAUGUGAAUUUAGCGUCAGUAUACUUUUCAAACCUGCAAGCGUACUUUAGGCAAUACCACAAUUUAGAUUCGAAUUUAUCUCUUCACCUCCACGCCAUUAAUGUCAAAUCAGAAGUCAUCAAGGACAGAGAAUUUUAUUUGAUCAAAUCAAUCGACAGCCAAUCAGAUCAAGAUGAAAAAGAGCAUUUAGUGAAUGUCAAUUUUACGAGAUCGGUUGAUCCCACUUCACCAAUUUAUGAUCCCUCAUCUCAAAUGAAACUGAAUGUAACAUUUAAAAGUUUACAUUGCUUCGUUGAGCCAGCCAUACUUUCUAGCUUUAUUGACUAUGGAUACGAUUUACAAGACAUUCUAGAUCAAAUUACAGCAUUCAACAAGAUUAAUUACUAUUCCUUUGUGCCUGACGAGGACGAAAAAGAUGCUGGGCAAAAAUUUAGUGACUUGGCUCGAAUGUUGCUUGAAGGUAACGAAUCGAACUGUAAAUUAUUGACCAUGCAGUUGGUUGCAGGAGAAUCCAACAUGCUCAUUCUUAAUAAUGGAGCAACCAUCGCUGAGGUAGUCAUUAACUCAGGAACAAACGUUUCCUGUUUUGUUGAUUUAGAGACAAUUACGAUAUCAGGAAAUUUGAGAAAUAUUCAACUGUUAGACCAUAGCGAGCCAACUUCUUUGUACAAGGAAAUUCUUGGACUCUAUGAUAACAGUCAAGAUUCUGUGGUUACCCUCACAUACAAGUAUGUGUUUUCCAGCAUUUCAUUAGCCGAAUUGGUUGAACAGGAUCCUGAAAGAGACUUGAUUCAAAGAGGGUCUAUCAACUACAGACAAUUCCUUUCGAUGGAUACAAGCGCCGUUAAAUAUGUACAUAUCCAAAGGUUCUACAGAAAAGCUCAGAGCUACAUUUCUGGACCGCUGCUUAAUGCUCUCAAAAGAGAGUCAACAAGAAACAGAAUCAACUUUUCAGGACUGGACGGAAAAGAUAUUAUUAGCAAAAGAAUUAUCAACAACCAAAUCAAGCUUAACAUCAAAAUUACCAGUCCUGUCGUAAUUUUUCCUUCCAACUUUCAAUCAAGAGACCACUUUCUCGCCCAUUUGGGUAACUUGGAAGUAGAAAACUUUUUGAUAGGAGACUCAUCAAAUCCAGUAGAUCAUGUCAAAGUGCUUCUAAAUGACAUUAUGCUAGAAUUUGUGUCUUCUGCAUCUAUCCAUAGAGAAAAAAUUCUUUCAAAUAUCCAUAUCAAAGUCAAUGUAAAAAAACCUAUCAUUACCCCUUUUACAAAGACUAAGCAGAAUAAUGAAUUUGACAUUGCAAAGGAAGUGGUAAAUGUUGAUUUCUCAGACAUUGUGUUCAGUUUAACACAUAGUCAGUACCAAACAAUUUUCGAUUUUGUUAAUGGAAAUAUUAGAGAUGGCAUGAGAGACAUUAACGAAGAAAGAAAGUUCUAUCAAUCGAUUGGAAAGCUUGUAACACGAAGAAAAAAGAAGGAUAUUAUGAUGAAAAGAGUUACUUCAGAGAGAGCCAUUGAUAGCAUGUCCUCAAGUAUUAUUAUUACUGACGUACAUGUUACAGCUCCCAAUAUUUCCUUGGUGAUUCUUAAGAAAAAUGGGUCAAACUUUGCAAAGUUAGCUGUGACAGACCUUCGACUUAACAAUAAGAUUGAUAUCAAUGAAUGUAUUCGUUUACAUUUGACGCUCGGCUCCAUCAUUGCAAGUGACAUGAGAUCGAACACCUCUAAUGUUUUUUCCAACUUUAUUGAGUUUUCAGACCCUACUGCCUGCUUUUCACUCCAGUACGAAAAUGAUAGAUUGCAGUUUAAGGAAAAGGUAAAUCUGAAACUUAGUGAUCCAAAAGUUGUAGUCAUCCCUGAACUUCUUCUAGAUUUUAGACAUUUCUUUUCAGAUACUCACUACUUCCAGAACGAUACUCUCAAUGAACUCUUAUUGGUUGGAACUACUAUUGACGAAACUGCUGAGUAUGAAACCAUUCUGGAACAGAAUGAGACCCCUGAAGAAAUAGAAAUUAAGGCAAAACUGGAGCUCAAAGGAGAUUUUGGUACUCCAAGAAUCAUCAUUCCAGAAGACUCUGAAGACGCGUCAAGUAGAUUACUUGUUCUUAAAUUCAGCAGUGAGCUUGAUUUUAAUGCUACUCAAAUUGGAAAGUCAGAGAAGGGAUUAUUUAAAAUCACUGGACUCACAGUCAUCAUUACGCAUGGUACAAGCUCAUUACCACUCCUUGAACCUACAAAUAUUGACGUGGUCAUAAUGAGAUUAAAGAGUCAGGAGGAUACAAAUGGACCAAAGGAAGAACGAGUAAUUAGAGUAUCAAUUUCAGAAGGAGCAAGUGCAAGAUUAUCAUACCAUGAUGUGAAAAUGUUGUAUACUAUUGCUGAACAAUUCAAACAGAAACUGGAAAUGCCUUCAGCUCUCUCACAGCAAGAUAUUACCAUGUAUUUGCAGGAGGUUGAAGAUAAUGACGGUAAACCUCAUAAUGCUCCGAUUAUUGCAAAAGAUUUCAAGAAAAUGAUCAGCGAGGAACUGUUACCGCAAACAUUAGUGAACAAAUUUAUUAUCGAGUCUAAAACAAUGAGUAUUUUGGUUGUAGACGAUCUUACUGGAUUUGAUAUUCCAAUCAUUCGAGUUCAUCUCAGUGGACUUCGAUUCAACUCAAUGAUCAAAUCAUUCAGUACAAACGAGUCUAACAUUUCUGCAUAUUUAGAAUUUUUGGUUCAUGGCGAUUGUUACAACUUCAAGUUGGCUGAAUGGGAACCUAUAAUUGAGAAAAACAAGGUGCCCAUCCAUUGCAUGUAUCAAAAUCAAAAAGGAUACCCAAAGCAUAUUGUUCAAGUAGAAUGUGACGACAUUAUUAACAUGAACAUUACUCAUUCUUCUUUGGAAACUAUACUAUCAACCGCACAAGCUUGGUCUAAAGAGCUGAAACGAGAGACUGUCUCUAGAGUCAAAAAGCUAGCUAUUACGUUUGAACCUUUUUCUAUAGUCAAUAAGUGUGGUCUGGCCGUUAGUUUCAAGGUUGCAGACGACUUUAUUGAAUUGGAACAGGACAAAGAAGUACGGUUUUCUUUUCCUACAAACACAGCAGAGAGAAAGAACUUUGUGACUUUACAAAUUGGAUCCAACACUAUCAAGACUCUCGUAAACAAAAACGGAAUAUAUCCUCAUUCCUUACUACUCCAAGACAAAGAAUUAGGACAGCUAGAGUACCAAAUUUAUAUUGAAGUCAAAGAUAAGGAAAAGAGGAAGCUAAUCAUUAUUCAUAGUGGAUGUAAAGUACGAAACAAAACUGACAAAUAUUGGCAAAUUGGAUGUCAUGUUGGAGAGAAAAUUGUGCCUCUUGCAUUCCUUGCACCCUACUCAUCGCUCUAUAUUCCUACCAGUUUUGUUGUUGAAGAUGGCCGUUUGGCAAUUCGGCCUUGUAAAGACCAAGACGACAACAGUGCUGAGACAUUGUCAAGCGAAUACAAAUGGACAUCAAAUGAUUCAACAUUGUAUUCCUUGAAAUCUUUCAGAAAAACACCUGCAAAAACGAUUUUAAGUAGAAAUAAGCACAUGACAAUCAAAAAAGAUCACAUGUAUUGCAUUCUAAACUCAAAAUCUAAGGCAAAUAGCAAGACGAGAAUUAGUAUCAUACCACCUCUGGCAAUUCAGAAUGUACUUCAAGAAGAUGUUCAAUUUGCUCUUUUUGGAAGCUCUUCGAAAGAUGCCAAUGUCAGAAUUGCGAAAUAUAGCGACACUAUCAAGAAAGGAGACACUAAAUAUAUUUACAGAAUCGAUAUGCAGAAGCCUAAAAUGUGGAUUCAAAGUAUUAUUAAUGGAUGGCAAACAAAAGACAUUACUUUAAUUUAUACUUAUGGAGAAUCACAAGAAGAAACAUGCAAUACUUUUUCUAACUUUUUCAUGGAUGGAAGAGUCAUUAAUUUAAGAUACGAUGUUUUCAGUACCGAUAAUGCCUACGUCAAAAUUGUUGUCUACUGCCCAUAUUUGAUUAUGAACUAUACACAUCAUGAUUUAGAAAUCGUAGAGUCGUCAAAAGAAAACUACAAAUUGGGCUGUUCUACUACCAUUGACGGCACUGCUGCGACCAUGUUCAAUUACUACAGUGAGAGCUCCUCUAUGAUAUUCAGCAAAAAAGUGUUCCUGAAGACAUCACAUGGAUUUAUUUCGAAUCCAUUCUCUAUUGACUCGGUUGGAACUCCAUCAGAAUUAAUACUUUAUCAUGAGAGUGACCAAAGCAAACUUCCUCUCAAAAUGGGAUGCUUUGUUAGCUUGGCACAAGGAAAAUAUGAAAGAACAAAAAUAGUUGAAAUCACACCAAGAUAUUUGCUCAUCAACGACAUUCAUUCGAAAGAGAAAAGCGUGAAUAUUGAGGUCAAACAAUUUGGGGAUGAAAGUAACAUUCUGACUAUCGCUAAACAAGAAUCUUGUCAUUACUAUUGGACUAUUGAUUGCAACAAAUUGGAAACUAACGAAGCAGACACCCCCUUAACCGUUCAUUUCCUUAGAAAAAAGAUUCCCAUGAUUUGCAUUCGUCUUAAAAACGUUGACGAAGAAGAUCCAUUGUUGAGUGAAUGGUCCAUGCCUUUUUCAAUUGACACGUUGGGAGAAAUACCUCUCAUUAUUGGAAGUAACUAUAUCACAACUAAGAUCAUGCAAAAUAAUGGUUGUAUUCAAGUCUCGUUCACUCGGGCUGCUCUUCCGCCUUACUUUAUCGUGAACCAGACCUCACAUGCAAUAUCAGUUUCUCAGGUUUAUACAGGAGAGAAUAUUGUAAUUGCUUCAAACAAAACUAUUCCCUACAUGGUUCCUGAUAUCAAAUCUAAACACUCCAUUUAUGUCACACUAGGCGAAAAGUUCAAGUUGGGAUCAAUUGAUAUCGAUAAAAUCAAGAAGAGCAAAUUCAUUUCCAUCCCACAACUCAAGACCUCUAUUUUCAUUAGAUUAACUACUUACCGUGGCUAUACUAGAGUCAUCAGCUUCCAAGAAAAAGAUGUAAAACCAAAUCAGCAACAAUUAGAGACGGAUCAAGAUGACCCACAAAGCUUCGAACUGCUCCAGUCAUACUUAUUCGUUAAGGGCAUAGGAGUAUCCAUUAUCAAUCAAAAUCAAACAGAAAUUUUAUACGCUCAUGCUGAUAACAUCUCUGUCAAUUGCAACAUUACUGAAAAUAAUAAGCAGCUUUUGGAAGUAAAAGUCAAUCGAAUGGGUAUUGACAAUCAACUCGAGAAUUGCACAUUCCCUAUCAUGUUUACGAAUGCUAACAAAUUAGGAUUGAGAGACUUUUUACAUUUCAGCUUGAUUAUGGACACAAAGGAAAAGGAAUUUGAUUACAUUCCGUACUUGUCUCUGUUAAUGCAAGAAGCAAAAAUCGCCAUUGAUUUCAAACUCAUUCAUGAAAUUCUAAAGAUGGUAUCGUCUCUGCAAGGAAAAAAGACAAACCAUGAAAAGCAAUAUAUCAUUUCCAAAACAACAACACGACAUAAUGUAGACACACACGAGCAUCAACAUGAUGAAAUUUUGUCUAGUUUCAAUGUUCAAUUGAAAUCACAGCAUGACCGCAUGAUUUACUUUGAAUUGUUACAACUUCAUCCUUUCAAAUUGAAUUUAAGUUUUGUGUUUAAUGAAAUUCCCAAUGAUGAAGAACAAGAUUUAUCCAUUAUAUUACGUACACUUGGAGCAAGGUUAAGCAUGAAUAUCGAUGAAGCUCCAAUCCGAUUGAAUGCACUCAUUCUCAAUCAUCCACCUCUCUCUUCUCGAACACAACUUGUUGAAAAUAUUAAGGCACACUACACGAGAUAUGCCAUUUCAGAAAUGUUUUCAAUUCUAGGAAGUUUCGAUAUCAUUGGAAAUCCAGUGGGUCUCUUCAAUGACAUUGACAAGGGAGUUUAUGAUUUAUUCUAUGAACCAAUGGAAGGCAUUACAAAAUCUCCAAAAGAAUUCACAUUAGGUCUAGCAAAGGGAACCACUUCAUUUUUCAAGCAUUCCAUUCAUGGUACAUUUAACACUGCUUCAAAAGUUACCGAAUCCAUCAGCAAUGGUAUUAGUUUAUUGACUUUGGAUGAAGACUAUCAAAUCAAACGAAAAGAAGCCAAUCAUUUGAGUAAGAGACCUAAACACAUUGGUGAAGGUUUAGUUUCUGGAGCACAGUCACUCUCUAUGGGACUCUUUGAGGCUGGUACUGGAUUAUUUGUGAAACCUAUUGAGGGAGCAAGUAAGGAAGGAAUUUCUGGAUUUUUAAAGGGUGUAGGAAAGGGAAUCAUUGGAAUGCCUGUAAAACCAAUCACUGGAGUAUUGGAUUUUGUGUACAAGACAAGUGAAGGUUUGAAAAAUACGACACAAUACUUUGAUAGAGAAUUUCAAAUCCAUCGAAAACGAUUUCCCAGAUACGUUGGAGCAGACAAGAAGUUGAACAAGUACGAUGGAAAUGCAUCAUUUGGAUGUUUUGCAUUUGCAGCCUUGAUGAAACAAGGAAUAAUUCCAAAUGACAGUACCUACGUUUCGCAUUACUUUUUAACAAGCACCAAUGAUGUAGUGUUUUUGAGCACGCAACACAUUUGUCAAGUUUCUUGUUUGGUUUCACCACCACCACAACAGCAGAACACUCAUCACAACAAGAUCACCAAAUAUUUCUCUUCACAACAUCCACCAAAACCAGAACAGCUUUUGGAAAAAUUCUCUUUGACAUGGAUUUAUGAAAUCAAAACCAUCUCCAAACUGGAUUGCUCAAGAAAUAACCCAAAUUCGAUAGUGUUAAGGGUGAAAAGCCAAACUGCUUGGUUUGGUUUUGGAGAUCUGUACGAUGAUGUAAUUAUUGAAACUGAACCACACAACAAUGAUUUGUUAUCAAAGCUACAUCAACUACACAAGUUCUAA